Lynx canadensis (Canada lynx) is the source of this 2962-nucleotide messenger RNA. RefSeq names its product CCR4-NOT transcription complex subunit 4 (gene CNOT4). Gene Ontology annotation, cellular component: CCR4-NOT complex. The record is from RefSeq and is a predicted model, not a curated record. Gene Ontology annotation, molecular function: RNA binding; metal ion binding; ubiquitin-protein transferase activity. NCBI's taxonomy places the organism in Eukaryota, Metazoa, Chordata, Mammalia, Carnivora, Felidae. Gene Ontology annotation, biological process: protein ubiquitination.
UCCCCGACACUCGUUCAGUGGUCUCUUGUGAGGACGCGGCAGCGCGUGGAGUCGGCUAAGGGAAAAGCGAGGCAAGGCAGGCGGGUCUUUGAAGUUCUACAGUCUAGUUCUCAGUGCUGAACUUCCUUCUCCCUUAAGUUAUUAUAAACUUUUGCUGCUGUUCAAUAAUCGUGAAGAUGUCUCGCAGUCCUGAUGCGAAGGAAGACCCUGUGGAAUGUCCUCUUUGCAUGGAGCCCUUGGAGAUAGAUGAUAUCAACUUUUUCCCUUGCACCUGUGGCUAUCAGAUUUGCCGAUUUUGUUGGCAUCGAAUUCGCACUGAUGAAAAUGGGCUUUGUCCUGCAUGUAGAAAGCCAUAUCCAGAAGACCCAGCAGUUUAUAAACCACUCUCCCAGGAAGAAUUGCAGAGGAUAAAGAAUGAGAAAAAACAGAAACAGAAUGAGAGAAAACAGAAAAUAUCAGAAAAUCGCAAACAUUUGGCUAGUGUACGUGUUGUACAAAAAAACCUCGUCUUUGUUGUAGGUCUGUCUCAGCGCCUAGCAGACCCUGAGGUUUUAAAACGACCAGAAUAUUUUGGGAAGUUUGGUAAAAUACAUAAAGUUGUCAUCAAUAAUAGCACAUCAUAUGCAGGCUCACAGGGUCCAAGCGCCAGUGCUUAUGUAACCUAUAUCCGGUCAGAAGAUGCUCUCAGAGCCAUACAGUGUGUCAACAAUGUGGUAGUAGAUGGCAGAACACUUAAGGCAUCUCUAGGUACAACAAAAUACUGCAGUUACUUCUUAAAGAAUAUGCAGUGUCCGAAGCCUGACUGCAUGUAUCUACAUGAAUUGGGGGAUGAGGCGGCCAGCUUCACAAAAGAGGAAAUGCAGGCGGGUAAACACCAAGAAUAUGAACAGAAACUACUUCAAGAAUUGUAUAAGUUAAACCCCAAUUUUCUUCAACUGUCCACGGGUUCAGUUGAUAAGAAUAAGAACAAAGUGACGCCACUGCAGAGGUAUGAUACCCCCAUUGACAAACCUUCAGAUUCUCUCAGUAUAGGGAAUGGUGAUAAUUCACAGCAGAUAUCUAACAGUGAUACGCCUUCACCACCACCUGGUUUAUCAAAAUCCAAUCCUGUCAUCCCCAUCAGUUCAUCCAAUCACAGUGCACGGUCUCUUGAAGGGGCAGUAACUGAGUCACAGUCGUUAUUCUCAGAUAACUUUCGCCAUCCCAACCCGAUCCCAAGUGGGCUUCCUCCUUUCCCCAGCUCCCCACAGACGUCCAGUGACUGGCCUACAGCACCAGAGCCACAGAGUCUCUUCACAUCAGAAACAAUCCCGGUAUCGUCCUCCACAGACUGGCAAGCAGCAUUUGGCUUUGGUUCUUCUAAACAACCAGAGGAUGACUUGGGUUUUGAUCCCUUUGACGUCACUCGAAAAGCCUUAGCAGACCUGAUUGAAAAGGAACUGUCAGUCCAAGACCAGCCUUCCCUUUCGCCCACGUCUCUUCAGAACUCCUCUUCACACACUACAACCGCCAAAGGUCCGGGCUCUGGAUUCCUGCAUCCUGCUGCACCGACAAACGCCAACUCUCUCAAUAGUACCUUUUCAGUCUUGCCACAGAGGUUCCCUCAAUUUCAGCAGCACCGAGCAGUUUAUAAUUCAUUCAGUUUUCCAGGCCAGGCAGCCCGCUAUCCUUGGAUGGCCUUUCCACGCAAUAGCAUCAUGCACUUGAACCACACAGCAAACCCCACCUCAAAUAGUAAUUUCUUGGACUUGAAUCUCCCGCCACAGCACAACACAGGUCUGGGAGGGAUCCCUAUAGCAGACAACAGCAGUUCUGUAGAGAGUUUAAAUAUGAAGGAAUGGCAGGACGGGCUAAGGGCACUUCUACCCAACAUUAACAUCAACUUUGGUGGACUGCCCAAUUCUUCCUCCCCCUCCAACGCCAACCACACUGCACCAACGUCCAACCCCGCCACCACCGACAGCCUGAGUUGGGACAGCCCUGGCAGCUGGACAGACCCAGCCAUCAUCACAGGUAUUCCAGCAACUUCAGGAAACAGUUUAGACUCUCUUCAAGAUGACAAUCCUCCACACUGGCUAAAAUCCCUUCAGGCCCUCACAGAGAUGGACGGCCCCAGUGCUGCUCCACCGCAGACCCACCACAGCGCCCCCUUCAGCACACAGAUCCCUCUGCACAGAGCCAGUUGGAACCCCUACCCUCCUCCUUCAAACCCUUCCAGCUUCCACUCCCCACCCCCAGGCUUUCAGACAGCCUUCAGACCCCCCAGCAAAACCCCCACAGAUUUACUACAGAGUUCAACACUGGACCGCCAUUAGGGAAAGAGGAGAAACCAUUAGAAAACGCAGGAUUUGUCCCGCCCUGUUUUCUCCCUCUCGGCCCACACCCACAGCUCCCUUCUCAUUCUUACGUUCUGAAGAAUCCAGUUCCCGAUCAACUUUUUUUUUCUCCUCACCCCCAGAUGCAAUGCGAUCACAGGGUCAUUACCAUCUCUUUUUUUUUUAAUUGUAAAAGUUUCUGUUGAUCCAGCAUUUGAGUGACACUGUUGAAUGUUUCCUAAAAAUGCCUUUUUAAGGAGGGACAAAAAAAAAAAAAGAAAUCAAAGGGCAGUCUCAAUACUUAGAAAAUUACUGUUUGUCUGUUGCGCAUAAUAAUGACAUAAUCUGCUUAGCAGAAAAUGACGAUUAAUCUUUAGGAAAGGUCAAGUAAAUGCAUUAUCAACUGCAAAAGUUUUGAAAACCAGGUUAAUUGAAAUGAGAUUGCUAAGUGCAUGGGGGAAAGCAGUGGUCCUGACAUCCAUCUUGUAUUCAGCUUAUCACUAUUGCAGGGAAAAUGCUUUUAAUUUAAUUUAAUUUUUAAUUCUUCCGACAAGUUGAUGGAGAGGACUUGAUUGUGUCGUUAAGCAAAAGAAUUUAUUGGAAGUUGAUGGAAAGACAAAUUGAUCUGUAGCAGUAACUGGCCUAUU